This is a messenger RNA of Mustela erminea (ermine), 4420 nucleotides long. It is a transcript of the gene RDX, whose product is annotated as radixin. Gene Ontology annotation, molecular function: actin binding; cell adhesion molecule binding. NCBI's taxonomy places the organism in Eukaryota, Metazoa, Chordata, Mammalia, Carnivora, Mustelidae. Gene Ontology annotation, biological process: regulation of organelle assembly; positive regulation of protein localization to early endosome; positive regulation of early endosome to late endosome transport. Gene Ontology annotation, cellular component: cytoskeleton; microvillus; apical part of cell. Bases 240 to 1991 code for a protein of 583 amino acids. The transcript is spliced from 15 exons. The record is from RefSeq and is a predicted model, not a curated record.
CCCAGCGCUUCCCACCGCCGCCUGUCCCUCCUGCCGCCGCCGCGACGCCCGGCGCCGCCGCGCAGCGCCCCAGCCGCGCUCGGGGCGGGAAGGAGCCGCUCGCUCUCAGGGGAGAAGAUAAAAUUUAACAUUGGCCUCAAGGACAACUCUAAAUUUCAGUGAAGGCCAUCAGUUUGCUGGUGACAUCAGAAUUCAUAAAAGUGAAUUUUUUUAAAGAAGGUGAUAAAAAGAGAAGGAAAAUGCCGAAACCAAUCAACGUACGAGUGACCACCAUGGAUGCAGAGCUGGAAUUUGCCAUCCAGCCCAAUACCACGGGCAAACAGCUUUUUGACCAGGUGGUGAAAACAGUUGGUUUGCGUGAAGUUUGGUUUUUUGGGCUGCAGUAUGUGGACAGCAAAGGUUAUUCUACGUGGCUUAAGCUAAAUAAAAAGGUGACACAGCAAGAUGUUAAAAAAGAGAAUCCUUUACAGUUCAAAUUUAGAGCUAAAUUCUUUCCUGAAGAUGUUUCUGAGGAAUUAAUUCAAGAAAUAACCCAGAGACUUUUCUUCUUGCAAGUUAAGGAAGCUAUCUUAAAUGAUGAGAUAUAUUGUCCACCAGAAACUGCAGUUCUUUUGGCUUCCUAUGCUGUCCAAGCCAAGUAUGGAGAUUAUAAUAAAGAGAUGCAUAAACCAGGAUACCUGGCUAAUGAUAGACUCCUACCCCAGCGUGUUUUGGAACAACACAAACUGACAAAAGAACAGUGGGAAGAAAGAAUACAGAACUGGCAUGAGGAACACAGAGGAAUGCUGAGGGAAGAUUCUAUGAUGGAGUACCUGAAGAUUGCCCAAGAUCUAGAAAUGUAUGGAGUCAACUAUUUUGAAAUAAAAAAUAAAAAGGGAACUGAAUUGUGGCUAGGUGUUGAUGCUUUGGGUCUGAAUAUUUAUGAGCAUGAUGACAAGUUAACACCAAAAAUUGGUUUUCCCUGGAGUGAAAUCAGAAAUAUUUCAUUUAAUGACAAAAAAUUUGUUAUAAAGCCAAUCGACAAAAAGGCACCUGAUUUUGUUUUUUAUGCUCCUCGUCUGAGAAUCAAUAAACGGAUUUUGGCUUUAUGUAUGGGAAACCAUGAACUAUACAUGCGAAGAAGAAAGCCUGAUACCAUUGAAGUGCAGCAGAUGAAGGCUCAGGCGAGGGAGGAGAAACAUCAGAAGCAGUUGGAAAGGGCACAACUAGAGAAUGAAAAGAAGAAGAGGGAGAUAGCAGAAAAGGAGAAGGAAAGGAUAGAGCGGGAAAAGGAGGAGCUGAUGGAGCGGCUGCGGCAAAUCGAAGAGCAGACGGUGAAAGCCCAGAAAGAACUAGAAGAACAGACUCGAAAAGCUCUGGAACUGGACCAGGAACGAAAACGAGCAAAGGAAGAAGCAGAAAGACUUGAAAAGGAGCGUCGAGCUGCUGAAGAAGCCAAGUCCGCUAUUGCAAAACAAGCUGCCGACCAGAUGAAGAAUCAGGAACAGCUGGCAGCAGAACUUGCUGAAUUCACUGCCAAGAUUGCACUGCUGGAAGAAGCCAAGAAGAAAAAGGAAGAGGAAGCUACUGAGUGGCAACACAAGGCUUUUGCAGCCCAGGAAGAUUUGGAAAAGACCAAAGAAGAACUAAAAACUGUGAUGUCUGCCCCCCCUCCACCUCCACCACCACCAGUCGUUCCUCCAACAGAAAACGAGCAUGAUGAGCAUGAUGAGAAUAAUGCUGAGGCUAGUGCUGAGUUAUCAAAUGAUGGAGUGAUGAACCAUCGGAGUGAAGAGGAACGUGUAACAGAAACUCAAAAAAAUGAGCGUGUUAAGAAGCAACUCCAGGCACUAAGUUCAGAAUUGGCCCAAGCCAGGGAUGAAACCAAGAAAACACAAAAUGAUGUUCUUCACGCUGAGAAUGUUAAAGCCGGCCGCGAUAAGUACAAGACUCUGCGGCAGAUUCGACAGGGCAACACCAAGCAGCGGAUUGAUGAGUUUGAAGCCAUGUGAGAGCUGUUAUUUUGCAUACGUGUUCUUCAUAAGCUGAACCACCAACAGAGAAAAGCAGGCCUUUGCAGAUGUGAUGGAACGCAUCCCACCUUGCCAAAGCACUUACACCAAUUGACUGUGGUGGCUAAAGACAUACUUGAGGGGAGCUCUUCAGCAUUAAGGCAGUGUAAUGUCAUGCUUGAUUUUCUUUUCCUUUUGGCCCAGGGAGUGGAGGACAGCGUUCCAUCGCCUCCUGUCACAUUUUCAGUUUCCAUUGUUUUUUUUUUUCUGUUGGAGAUUAACACUAAGGAUCAUGUCUGACAAAUGUGUAUGCGUGAUUUCAGCACUUUGUACAGUUCAAAGGAUGAUGGUGACUUUAUGAGUGGUUAGCUGGAGCGCCCUGUUUUCUUUUGCCCCUUCCAUAUUUUGCCUGUGUGUAUUUCCACAUUCUGUCUCACUCAUAUUUCCCCAGCGUGCCCUUCUCCUUGCUGUGCUGAUAGCCAUCAUUCUGCCAUCAUACAGGUCAUCGGCAUGGCUAAAAUGAAGGUAGGCAACAGGAUAGACAGACAGUCUUUGAUAAUUGUGUAGAAGACAGCUAUGAAUCAUGAAAAGGAUUAGAAUGUUUAAUAGUGUAGGAUGCAGCUGGUGGUUAAUGUUUUAAGUUCCAGUUAUAUUAUUGGAUAUUUGAUAUUUGCCUACUUAAUUACAGUCAUCUUCGACAGCCGAAUUGAUUGGGGUUUCAUCUCCUUUCGUCUUUUGGUUUUCUUUGCUUACUGUUCACAAAGGUGUAGACAGCAGGUAGUAGUUCCCUGGGAGAAUUUAUUGAUGAAACACUACCUGCAAAUAGUAAUUGUCUCUGAAAGAUUAAGAAGUCUGUUCUUUCAUACACUGAUUUAGACAAACAGGUGUUUAAUUAAAAAAAAAUCAUUUGUUGGUAACUUAUUGUAAUCAUAAAAAAAAAAAAAAAAACCAACCCUGGACCUUUCUGGAAGGGCAGCACAUGAAAACAUCAGUUCCAAGGAGGGGACAGUAAUACUACCUCACUCCUACACCUGUGGUGAUUCUUUGUUCCAACCCAGUGGAGUGUGUAAGCUCUGUGUUCUAAAAUACAUACCAGUACUUUCAAUCAUGCAAGGAGUAUUUCUGAGAUUUCCUUCAGAAUAUCUUAGAGUGCUAAAUUUUUAACUGCCUUUGUUGAGCUUAAUUGCAGGACCAGCUCUCUUGGAGGGAUGUUGUAUGUCCAAGGAAGAGAGAGAGAGAGAGAGAGAGGGAGAGAGUAUGUGUGUGUAUGUAUGUGUGUGUGUGUGUGUGAGAGAGAGAUUUGCCCUUGUAGCAUAUGAAUGUCUGUACCUUCAUUUCUUGAUAUAAUUGUUACAUAAUCAUUUCAGCAGAUUUGGUUUCUAAAUCAUUGUGCUUAUUUUUUUCAUUCUCUAGCUAAAAAUACGUAAAUUUGGUUUGUUAAUCCUACUUUAGAAAUUAUAAUUUUAGGUUAUAUUGAGUUCAGCUAUGUCUUAAGAAAUCUUUCCAGUUGAAAGAUGUUCUAAUAUUUACAUGUUCUGGUAUUUUCUUUAUUGUAAAACAUCUAGACUUGGAGAUAAGGAAAGCCUUGUUUUCUCUGUGUGGUUCAGCUACUUUUCAUUUGGUAUUAUGCACUCAAAUUUACAUUUAUCUAUUAAAAUUGCCAUUUUGUUAAGCAUUUUUCAUGCACAGUAGAUUCAAGUUGUGUCUGAAAAUAUCUCUUGUGCUUUUUUGAUUUUGCUGACUAUAAAAGGAUUAAUCUGGGCAGACAUGAAAAGGAAAGGCUUCGCUUAAUAUAUUUUUUUUGGACUUUGUAGGACAAAAGAUAACUGGUUAAUAACCUUGAAGUGACUGUUGUAUGGUAGUUGUGCACAUGCUUCAAAACACUGCAGAAGAAAAUAUUUCUCCUUGCAGCACAUUAGAGGAAUAGACGGUGAACUCUGCUCUUCAUGCUUUAAAGCAUAAGUGUUCACUGUUCCAAAGCAUCAGGGCCAUUGCCAUAAUAAGUGGAAACUUGGACUUCCAUUGGAUUUUUAUUAAUUUUCUACAUUUUGAAUUGUGUGCACUACCAUUGCUACAUCAGUUUGAUAUCAGUGUUGGAAAACUACCAGUUAUAUUUGCUGUUUAUAAUCUAUUUGUAGAUUAGGAUUAAAAUGGAUUUAAUCCAUUUUUAAAGCUGUGUGAAUUUUUCUAAACAGGAACAACUAUUUGCAAUAUGGUUUCAUAGUGAUUAAACCAGUUAUAACUCUUAUUAGCAGUUGAGAGCACAUGUUCAUAUAGCAAUGUAAAAUAUAUUAAUGAGUAUUUGGUAAAUUCCAACAGACUUUUCCAUUAGCAUAAUUUUGUGUUGUACAAUUAAGUUACAAUUACAUCUAUAAUUUUGGAUAACAUUCAUUGGUUAACAAUAAAGUGACAAAAGCUCAUGGCUUCAA